Messenger RNA from Penicillium riverlandense, 4734 nucleotides. RefSeq names its product putative protein kinase (Gcn2) (gene cpcC). Gene Ontology annotation, biological process: DNA damage checkpoint signaling; regulation of translational initiation by eIF2 alpha phosphorylation. Lineage: Eukaryota; Fungi; Ascomycota; Eurotiomycetes; Eurotiales; Aspergillaceae. Gene Ontology annotation, molecular function: protein binding; eukaryotic translation initiation factor 2alpha kinase activity; ATP binding. The coding region runs from base 1 to 4734 and encodes 1577 amino acids. The transcript is spliced from 7 exons. The record is from RefSeq and is a predicted model, not a curated record.
AUGCCUCCCAAGCACAAGAAGAAGCCCGUCAGCGACAAGCAGGCCUCUGAUUCAUCGAGCUUGUCUCCCGUGCAGACCACAACCAAUUACCGCGAAAUCCACCAGAACGAAGUCGAGGCCUUGCAGUCCAUAUAUGGCGACGACUAUGAACAGGUUGAGAACCGACGCUCGGCAUGGCAGCAAUCCUCUGAUGUGACCUUCAAACUCCACCUGCGAGCCUCCUCCAACCCGGAUGUCUUCCUUGUCCUGCUGGUUGAGCUGCCCGCCACGUACCCAAAAACAGUCCCCAAUCUCUCGUUGAGCAAUCUGAACGAUCUACGCGAUGGAGCCCGUUCGAGAGUGCAAGAGAUCAUUCGGAACAAACCGAAGACACUUCUGGGAAGUGAAAUGAUCUAUGAGCUGGCAGUAUCAAUCCAAGAUGUUUUGGAGGACGUCGCCCAGGCUCGGGAGCAGGACAAGGACCUGCCAAGCCUCGAGGAAGAGCGAAUGGAGCAGGAAGCUGCAGCCAUGCAACAAGCCGAGCGGGAGAAGCAAGAGGAGCUCCGGAAGCAGGAAGCCGCAAAUGCAGAAGAAGAUCGCGCACUGCAGGAAAUGAUCCAGGAUACGAUUCGACAGCGGACCAAAGCGCGCACUAUGAGGCGCAAGAGUCGAAUUGGCGGGGUUGAAUCGAACGAGGUCGGCGACCUUACAGAAAGUACCCCUGGUGCCAUCGCCUUUGACCCCCCAUUAGAGGUGAAUGACACCGACGAACAGCCCCUGGCCUUCCGUGCCGUUCAUGGAAAGUCCCUGCUGCAAAGCAGGCAAUUCAAGAAGACGUUUAUUGUGCGACCCGUCGUUUCCGAAAGCUGUUCAUCUGUUCCUCAACUCGUUCUCAAGGAGAUUAUCUUGCACGAGAAGGGGUCAGAUGCCUUGACAUUCCGAGAGCAAAUGCGGAGCAGCGAGGAUAAGCUAGAGGGGCUGAAACGACUACGGCAUCAGAACUUGAUUGAUUUUGUGGGAUUCAAGAUUGACCGCCCGCCGACACCAUACGAUUCACCUGAUAACUCCUGGACCGUGUUUCUUCUUCUAGAAUUUGCAAACAAAGGAUCACUUUCGGAGCUCCUUGAUAUUGUCGGCACUGUUGCUGUUGAGAUGCUCCGUGGCUGGAUGAUUCAACUUCUCGAGGCCCUGGAAUUUUACCACCGCAGUGGCUUCGUCCAUGGCAACAUUCACUGUGGCUGCGUGAUGCUCUUCAGAAAUCCUUCCGGUGGGACCAUCGUGAAGUUGCGAUCCAGUAUCGAAGAGGCUUUGCCAGAAAGCCCUGGAGCGAAGCGUUCGUUAACAACGUCCAAGUCGCCACUCUGGCUGCCUCCGGAGCUGACACAGGAUGGUGCGUCGCCUACCAUGAAGACGGACGUCUGGGAUUUGGGUAUUGUCCUGCUUCAAAUGGGCUUUGGGAAGGAUGUUCUCCAGCGGUAUACCUCAGCCAAUCAACUGAUGGUGUCAAUGGGACUCUCGCCGCCGCUGCAAGACUUGCUUCGUGAAUUCUUCCGUCCAGACCCGCGCAAGCGCCCGACUGCAUUCCAGUUGCUGCCUUCUGAAUUUUUCCGUGUGGAUGCUCCUUUGGCCAUGCGGGAUAGAGCUUCGAACUCAGUUUCACUACAGAGGCGGCCAGGGAUGGACUCUCUCGGGGUUAUGCCAAACCUUUCGCGAUAUCAUCAAGAUUUUGAUGAAGCAGGGCAGCUGGGUCGUGGUGGCUUUGGACAAGUGGUGAAAGCGAGAAAUAAGCUCGAUGGCCGCUUUUAUGCUGUCAAAAAGAUCUCGCAAACCUCAGCUGCGGCACUGAAAGACACGCUGUCAGAAAUCAUGCUUCUAUCCCGACUGAAUCACCCCUACGUUGUCCGGUACUACACCGCAUGGUUGGAAGAAGACUUUAACCAGAUUGAAGAGGAGGCUAUUUCCUCCACAGAAGGCGAUCCUUUCGCUAGCCAGGGCGGGCACGAUUUCAGCACAGGCGGUCUUGACUUCAUCAGUUCCAGUGGCUAUCCCAAAAUCGAAUUCGCCGCUUCAGAUAGUGAAGAAGAAGAUGAAGGCACAGUUUCUGAGCAAGGCACCGGAGAGACAUUUGGAAUUUCUGCAGCUGGCACUGGACAAGGCGCCGAACUCGCCCGUGUGAGAUCUGGCUCUUAUGCACGGCCCGUGCUAACGACACUCUACAUCCAAAUGGAAUACUGCGAGAGACAUGUGGGGACCCUGCGCGACUUGAUCAAGAAUGGAUUGUAUGACGAUAUUGAUCGCUCUUGGCGCCUGUUUCGACAAAUUCUUGAUGGCUUGAGCCAUAUCCACAGCCAUGGCAUAAUCCACCGCGAUCUCAAACCAGACAAUAUUUUCAUUGAUGUAGCCAAUAAUCCUCGGAUCGGGGAUUUUGGUCUUGCUACUAGUGGUCAGUUCACAACCGCCGUUCGCUCAUCUGCAGCGGCAGACUUUGAAGGCAACUUCACUCGCAGCCUUGGGACGACGUACUAUGUUGCACCGGAGAUGAAGUCUGGAUUCUCCGGACACUACAACGAGAAAGUUGAUAUGUUCUCGCUCGGUGUCAUUUUCUUCGAAAUGUGCCAGCCGCUGCCGACGAACAUGGAACGAGACAAAACAUUGCGCUCAAUCAGAGAAAAGAAUCAUGUCUUACCAUCUACAUUCCAAGAUUCUGAAAAAGCAGUCCAGGGUCAAAUCAUAGAAUCACUCUUGAGCCACAAUCCGAACGAGCGUCCCUCGGCAUCCGAUCUUCUUCGCGAGGGCAAGAUCCCUCUCCAGGUAGAAGAAGAAACCUUCCGGAGAGCUAUUGUGCAUUUGCUGUCAGACCCGAACUCACCAGACUACAAGAAAAUUCUCUCGGCCAUAUUCUCCCAAUCUCCAAAGAAAUUUGAAGACAUUGCCUGGGACAUGGAUUCCCACCAUGCACCAGCAGCCAAUGAGUUGCUUGUUCAAGGGCUUGUCAAAAAGAAACUGACUUCGAUAUUUCGAAGACAUGGGGCUGUAGAAUCACCUCGUCAAACGCUUUUCCCACGGUCUCAACAUUAUUCAGGUGGAGCUGUGCGGCUGUUGGAUUCAGCUGGCAACCUUCUACAAUUACCGUUCGACUUGACAGUGCCGAACGCACGCGCUAUUCCGCGACAGGAUCCAUCAUUGGAGAAGACUUUCGCUUUUGGCACAGUCUACAGAGAAUCCAGUCAUGGCAGUGAGCCCAGGUCUCACCGCGAAGUCGACUUUGACAUCGUCUCCUACAACACACUGGAUCUAGCACUGAAGGAGGCGGAGGUGAUAAAAGUCCUGGAUGAGGUCCUUGAGGAAUUUCCUCCGCUGCGGUCUGCUCCAAUGUGUUUCCUUGUCAACCACUCGGACCUGUUGCAACUGAUUAUGGAAUUCUGUCGCAUUACACCCUCUCAGAUCCCGUUGGUGAAGGAAGUGAUCAGCAAACUGAAUGUUGGAAAAUAUACGAUGCAGAAGAUCCGAAGUGAACUUCGAUCCCCAGCCAUUGGCGUUGCUUCAACUUCCUUGGACGAUCUUGCUCGAUUUGACUUCCGAGAUUCGCCGAAGGGAACCCAGCGGAAGCUCCAGACUAUCAUGGAGGGGACCGAAUUCGCGGAGCGGAUUGCUCCUAUAUUCGCGCGACUGAAUGUUCUCAUGACGUACAUCCAGAGCUUUGGCGUGAAGACAAAGGUCUACAUCAAUCCACUCAGCAGCCUGCACGACAAGUUCUACAGAGGCAGUGUGCUUUUCCAGUUGGUUUUUGACAGCAAGCGGCGAGAUGUGUUCGCGGCGGGUGGUCGAUAUGAUGGCCUGAUAAAGGAGUUCGCACCCAAGGUCUUGUCCAGUCGCCCGCAAGCGCACGCCGUGGGAUUCAACCUUAGCUCUGAUCGUCUCGUUUCCUCCAUGGUCGACUACAUGAAGGUCAAGGCUCCACCAAAAGAUUCUGAAGCUGGUGCUGAGCUCUACUGGACAACCCGAAGGUGCGAUGUACUCGUCGCCAGCUUCGACGCCACCGUCCUUCGCACAACGGGGGUGAAGUUGACCGAAGAUCUCUGGACAAACAACAUCAGUGCCGAAUUGGCAGUAGAUGCCUCAUCUCUUGAAGAACUUCUGGCCAAAUACAAAGACCAUAAUCACCGAUGGAUCGUCAUCGCGAAACAAGACAGCAAAGAGCGUGGGUUCAAAGUCCGCAACCUGGUUCGCAAGGAGGAAUUCGAUAUCCGCAGCGCAGAACUCGUGCCCUGGCUUCGAGCAGAGGUCCAAGCACGCCACCACCGCGAGGGAACAGCCGACCAGCGCCAGUCUCGUUUGCCGGGCCAGCAAGAUACAUUGGCAUCGAAUGAGAAGGCGAACGACGUGCGCAUUCUCGUCCCACAGCACCGGAGCAAGAAGACCAACCGGAGGAAUAUCGUUGAGUCAGCCCUUUUGAGUUCGCGCGAAGUCGCCGAAAACGCCCGCAACGGUCCCAUCGCCGCUAUCGACACGCGCGACGACGUCCUCAACUCUAUCCGCGACACGCGCCUCGCUGACCCGGACAGCUGGCGCACUGUCAUUCAGAAUGCGCCGCUGACGGAACGCAAAUAUCUCAGCCAGGUCUACGAGCUGCUUACGGAUCUGGCAGCCGAGAGCCGUGCUGGCGGGGAGAACAAGGAGAGCUAUACUAACGCCUUUAUCUACAACUACCGCACUGGCUCGUGUGUGUAUUAUGACCUCGGAUACAGUGGAUGA